CCAUUCGAAUUUUAAAGUUCGUCGUAAAAGGUUUAACUUGCAUUUGGCAGAAGAAUAAGUCGCGUUACAAUGAGUUCUCAGCAAAAAAUAAAAGAAAUCUUAAAUAACUUGCAAAUCUCCGACGACGACCGUUGCGUAUACACGAGGGAUGCGAUUGCCAUUCAAAACCAUGUGAUUGAGGAGCUGAAAAAGGUGGACCCGACUUUUCGCAAUGCCUUUGACGGCCUGAGCCUGGGUGGCAGUUACUUGGAUCGCGUCAAGCUAGUGACUCCCGAUGAAUUCGAUUUGCACUUGAAGCUCAAGUUCCCAUUUCAAAUUACUCCGAAGGCAGACGAAAAGGGUUUCGUUUUCCUUUAUGCACCUGGAGGAACAAACUCGCGGAUCGUAUCCUAUGAUGGCUAUAUUCGUCGCCAGGAUCUUCAGGAAUGGUUGCGUAGUAUCUUCAAGAAGGUGUUCAAUCCAACUUUGAGUCUUCGGUGUACCAGCUCUGGCAAUUCGUAUACUGUGAGUUAUACAAUGGAGGGAUACGGCUGCGCCCAUUCCAUAGAGGCCAAGUGCGGAAAUCGUACCAUAUCCUUCGAUUUCGUUCCGGCUUUUGAGUUCAAUGUCUCUCAGUGGCCGUUCCCGGCCACUCCACCGGUUCCCUACCAGGUGCGUAGCCAAUAUCCCUGGUUCGCCAUUCCGCAAAAGAAGUCGGGAAGCUCCGACGAUCGCACCUUUAUGGUUUGCGCCCCAACCUGGGAACGUGAAGUGAUGAAGGGCUCUUACAAUCUGAAGAACGUACUGCGUCUCAUGAAGGGAUUACGUGAUGGGAAUUCCGAAGAACUGCCGCACCUGUCCAGCUACAUGCUAAAAACCGUGCUCCUCGAUGUAAUUGAUAAUGUUAACUGGCAACGCGACGAGGGUCCUCUUCUGGUGGAAAUGUGGGGACGUUUGGUGGAUCGCCUAGAUGGUGGCAGACUGGAUUUCUUCAUGGCCAACGGGCACAAUAUCUUCGAUCGUCUAAAUCAACGACAACUAAGUAUGUGUCGCAGUAAUGCCAGAAGCAUUUACCAUAACCUACAAAGGUACUACAAUUACAACAACACUUAUGAAUUGCAAAAGCUUUUUAAUUAAAACUAACAAUCAAUGCAUUUUAUAAUACCAAAAUGUUUCUCUCUAUGUCAACCAGAACCAUAAAUAUGUAUUCCAAACUAUGUAUUCCAUAUAUAACCGAAUAACUUUUCAAUAAAAAUCAUUCAUACUUAUUCUG
Molecule: messenger RNA, 1252 nt
Organism: Drosophila takahashii
Lineage: Eukaryota; Metazoa; Arthropoda; Insecta; Diptera; Drosophilidae
Product: cyclic GMP-AMP synthase-like protein
Source: RefSeq, a predicted model, not a curated record